This is a messenger RNA of Lycium barbarum (goji berry), 453 nucleotides long. RefSeq lists its product as uncharacterized. The transcript has a single exon. Lineage: Eukaryota; Viridiplantae; Streptophyta; Magnoliopsida; Solanales; Solanaceae. Bases 1 to 453 code for a protein of 150 amino acids. The record is from RefSeq and is a predicted model, not a curated record.
AUGGACGCUUGGGUUCUCUUGCGUGAUAUCUUCCAAGAUCAUCAAACUUCUCGUGCGGUGACUCUCAAACAAGAAUUCACGACGACUCGUAUGGAGGAUUUUCCCAAUGCCUCCGUCUAUUGUCAACGUCUCAAGAGCCUUGCAGAUCAACUGAAAAACGUUGGGGCUCUCGUGACGAAUAGCCGCCUUGUCCUUCAACUGGUCUCGGGUCUUAAUGAAGCGUACAAAGGGGUUGGGACACAAAUUCGCCAUGCAAAAUCGCUUCUCCCAUUCACAGAGGCUCGGUCUUCCCUUGUUUUGGAAGAACGUGAACUUGCGGCAAUGGUGUCUCACGGGUCUGGUUCGGCUAUGGUGGCCUCGGUCGACGACACUCCACUGCCCUCAGACAAACACAAGCUCACGCCGAGGGAACCCAAAAAAUUCCCGCGGCCAAAAUUCGGGAACUGGCCGUAA